AUGCUAGCAUCUCUUCCAAUGGAAACGGUGCGCUCUUUCGCUCGGGACCCCGGUGCUCAAACGCGGCAACCGUCAGCGGAGGAUUUGGACGCUGCCCAGCAGUUGAUCUCAUCUGCACAGGCAGGUCGUGAACAUUUAGCAGAGCAUUAUGGAGAAUCUGCCAUCAAGAUGUCUGGAAGUCCCCCACCGCAUAGCGGUUCCGGGUUAACAGGCCUCUCAGAUGACCAGGGAAAAGUCUCUCCGCGGGCUCAAAAAGACACAUCGUUUUUAGGGCAUUCAUGCAGCAAUUGUGGAACUAAGAGCACUCCUCUUUGGCGACGGUCCCCAACCGGAGCGAUGAUCUGCAAUGCCUGCGGUCUUUACCUAAAAGCUCGCAAUGUCGCACGCCCAACGAAACGGAAUUGUGUCCAACAUGCCCCCGAUGGCCUUGAAAAACAAGCUGCCCCGGCCCCACACAUGGAUUCGAUUCCAACAUCAGGAGGUUGCGGGGGUUCCAAGGGUUCUUGCCCAGGAGGUGGAAGCUGUAAUGGCACAGGCGGUGCUGAAGGAUGCGAUGGUUGCCCAGCCUACAACAAUCGCAUUUACAAGUCUGCACCACGAGGCCCGAACCACUGGGGUCGUGCAUCCGCCGCAGACCAGGAACCGACACCUCCUCCGGUAACGACUGAGGCUCCGGCGAAAAAUGGACCGGUUGAUACUAAUGGAAGUCUGGUUGCGUGCCAAAAUUGCGGCACGACUGUGACUCCACUUUGGCGGAGGGAUGAGCAGGGUCAUCCUAUUUGCAAUGCCUGUGGUCUUUAUUAUAAGCUUCACGGCUGCUAUCGUCCCACCACCAUGAAAAAGUCAAUAAUCAAACGUCGCAAACGUGUUGUUCCCGCGCUCCGAGAUCAAUCGCCUACUGCUGCUACCCAAUCGUCCAAUGGUUCAUCGGCCUCCCCCGAAGCCUCUCCUUCAACCUUGGCACAUUCUCACGAAGAUCACUAUCGGUAUAUGAGUAAUGAGCCUGCCGACCAUUACCAUAAUAUGCCUGGAAGAGGUUCUUAUGAGGAUGCGUCCCGCCCUUUGCCCUUCGCUCCACCCCCGGUAGAUUUCACCGGUUAUGUUACCUCUGCUCCCAUACAUCACCAUCACCAGCUUCCUAAGCUUCUCGACCCGGAGCGACUCGGACACUCGCCAGUCCAUUAUGGACGGCGAUCCGUCUCCCCUAAUUCUCUCUCCCUUCCUAAAAAACGCACGCUGGCGGAGUCGACAACGGAAACACUUCCAGGCCCAGCCAGUCUCGAGUCUGGGUCAAAUCAAUUGCCACCUAUCAUGUCCGCUGUGCACCCCACUCCACCUGGUCGACUGAGUUCUAUUUCGUCCAUCUUGAACCAGGCCGAGCGACGGGACACCUCCCGUGUGGACCUUUCGCCCAUGGGCCACCCCCAGCCCUACCAGGCACCCAGCCAGCACCCACCGCAGGCCUUACCCGGUAUCUCUUCAUUUGCUGAUCAAUCAGUCGAGCGUCGAGCCCAGCUGGAGCGGGAAGCCGAACAAAUGCGUGAGGCGUUACGGGCGAAAGAGCGUGAACUUGCUCAAAUGGGCCGAUGA
Molecule: messenger RNA, 1590 nt
Organism: Penicillium malachiteum
Lineage: Eukaryota; Fungi; Ascomycota; Eurotiomycetes; Eurotiales; Aspergillaceae
Gene: sreA
Product: siderophore transcription factor SreA
Exons: 3
Coding region: 1-1590 (529 amino acids)
Biological process (GO): negative regulation of transcription by RNA polymerase II; positive regulation of transcription by RNA polymerase II
Molecular function (GO): zinc ion binding; DNA-binding transcription factor activity, RNA polymerase II-specific; RNA polymerase II cis-regulatory region sequence-specific DNA binding
Source: RefSeq, a predicted model, not a curated record